Molecule: messenger RNA, 1995 nt
Organism: Lachnellula hyalina
Lineage: Eukaryota; Fungi; Ascomycota; Leotiomycetes; Helotiales; Lachnaceae
Gene: SRP101
Product: Signal recognition particle receptor subunit alpha-like protein
Exons: 4
Coding region: 1-1995 (664 amino acids)
Biological process (GO): SRP-dependent cotranslational protein targeting to membrane
Cellular component (GO): signal recognition particle receptor complex; endoplasmic reticulum membrane
Molecular function (GO): GTP binding; signal recognition particle binding; ATP hydrolysis activity
Source: RefSeq, a predicted model, not a curated record
AUGUUGGAUACCUUUGAGAUUCUUACGACGUCUGGCGUGGUGUUGUGGUCCAAGUCGUACUCCGCAAUCAGUCCCGCCAUCAUCAACAGCCUCAUAACGAAUGUCUUCAUUGAAGAGCGAACACUUCCCGGAGCUGGAAUCGCAGAUGAUAUCUCAGCUGCGAACAACCCUCCUUACAAAUACGACCAGCAUACUCUAAAAUGGACGACGGUUAAAGAACUAGGUCUCAUCUUUGUUGCUGUCUACCGAUCACUCCUUCAUCUAUCAUGGAUUGACAAGCUGGUUGAUAAUAUCAAGACCAUUUUCGUGGAUUUAUACGGAGACCAGUUGAAAAAACCACACACUACGAUUGUCGAAUGCCACUUUGAUGAAUAUUUUGAUCAGCAAGUGAGAGAACUGGAGAAAACGGCGCUGAACCAAGACACAAGAGUUGCUGAAGCUUCUGCUCUAGAAGAAGCGCCGAUCUCAGUUUCCGCAAAUCUAAGAGACGAACCACCUCCGUUACCUGGAAUUCUAUCAAGAGGCCAGUCGAAGAACACCUUCAAAGACUUGACAUCGAACGAAUCGACUCCUAUCGCGACACCUGAUACCUCACGCCCCAGCACGCCAGCAAGUCAUAUACUUACUGGAAAGGGAGGACCAGGAGGGAAAGGAUCUAGACGAGCGCGAAAGGCUGCAAAUACGCCCUCAGCAUACGCAUCCUCUGGCGAAGAAUCACAAAGGAAGGGCAGACCAAAGUCUUCGGGGCCAAAGAAGGGUAGAAAAUGGGACGCAGAAGGUAUGGCUGAUGAGGAUAGCGAUACACCGCUCGAUUACUCCACGCCUGCGGAUGGCGUAAAUUUGGGGGAUGAUGAGGGGAAGGGUCGCCCAGGAAAUGUGGAGGGGGUAGACCAUGCCACUUGGGGAUCGAAGACUGGGAAAGGGCAAUUCGUCCUGAAAGACUUGGAUGAUCAAGUCAACUCAAUAUUAGCAACAGCAGGUGCUAAGAAGGAGAGCUCGACGGCUUCGACUGGAAUUGUUGGAUCAAGCAUUAAUGCGAUCGGUGGACUUUUCAGAAACGUCGUGGGAGGAAAAACACUGACGAAGGAAGACCUGGACAAGGCUAUGAAGGGAAUGGAAGAUCAUCUGCUCAGAAAGAAUGUUGCUCGCGAAGCGGCUAUUCGAUUAUGCGAGGGUGUGGAGAGAGAGCUCAUUGGCGUGAAAACUGGAAACUUCGAGAGUGUACAGGCAAGGAUACAAACGGCUAUGGAAGCUUCUCUACAGAAGAUCCUUACGCCAACUUCAUCUCUUGAUCUGCUCCGAGAGAUCGACGCAGUUACCUCCCCAUCUGCGUUAUCCUUGAAAAAGAAGCGGCCAUAUGUCAUCUCAAUUGUUGGUGUCAAUGGAGUCGGCAAAUCUACAAAUCUCUCCAAGAUUUGUUUCUUCCUUCUACAGAACAAGUACAAAGUGCUUGUUGUAGCCUGUGAUACUUUCAGAUCCGGCGCCGUCGAGCAAUUGGCUGUUCAUGUCCGCAACCUGAAAGAGCUCAGUGCUCGAGAGGGAGGAGAAGUUGAGUUAUACCAGAAGGGGUAUGGAAAAGAUGCAGCAAACGUUGCAAAGGACUCUGUCAGCUUUGCUGCUCAAGAAGGCUUUGAUGUCGUGCUGAUUGAUACUGCUGGUCGACGACACAAUGACCAGCGCCUCAUGUCUUCGCUCGACAAGUUCGCCAAGUUCGCGAACCCUGAUAAGAUUCUCAUGGUUGGAGAGGCGCUCGUGGGAACAGAUUCCGUUGCUCAAGCACGGAAUUUCAACACAGCUUUUGGAGCGGGUCGAUCGCUUGAUGGCUUCAUCAUCUCUAAGUGCGAUACCGUGGGAGAUAUGGUAGGAACUUUGGUCAGCAUGGUCCACGCCACGAAUGUGCCUGUUCUGUUCGUGGGCGUCGGGCAGCAUUACAGUGAUCUCAGGAAUUUGUCCGUCAAGUGGGCGGUGCAGAAAUUAUUAAGUAGUAAUCAAUAA